Messenger RNA from Diospyros lotus (date-plum), 557 nucleotides. Its product is annotated as costars family protein. Gene Ontology annotation, biological process: regulation of actin filament-based process. NCBI's taxonomy places the organism in Eukaryota, Viridiplantae, Streptophyta, Magnoliopsida, Ericales, Ebenaceae. The record is from RefSeq and is a predicted model, not a curated record. The transcript has 2 exons. The coding region runs from base 88 to 366 and encodes 92 amino acids.
AGAGAGAGAGGCCAUCGGUAUCAAAACCAAAGAACACAGGAUAUCGGCGCGCAGAGAGAGAGAGAGAGAGAGAGAAGGCGAUCGACCAUGAACGUAGAAGAAGAAGUCCAGCGACUCGAAGAAGAAAUCAAACGACUUGGCAAGCUCCAAGAUGAUGGCUCUUUCAAGGUCACAUUCGGGGUGUUAUUUAACGACGACAGGUGUGCUAAUAUAUUUGAAGCAUUGGUGGGAACUCUGAGGGCAGCAAAGAAACGUAAGGUUGUGUCCUACGAUGGGGAGCUGCUGCUGCAGGGCGUUCAUGAUAACGUCGAAAUUACCCUCAAGCCCACCACCGCCACCGCCACUGCCACCGCCACCGCCACCUGACCUGACCUUUAUCGUUUGCCUCAUUAAAUUCACGCUUUCUUCUGUGGUUACACUCGCAUGUAAGGAUUUUAUUUAUAAAAGCAAGUACCAUUCCUCCAUUCUGGCCGGCGAGCAAGCUGCAUUGUCUUGUUAUGGCUUUCUUAAGGAACUGAUUAUUAUUAUUAUUUUCCAACGGAUUUCAAGCUUUUCUU